Messenger RNA from Culex quinquefasciatus (southern house mosquito), 1477 nucleotides. It is a transcript of the gene DCTN2-p50, whose product is annotated as dynactin subunit 2. The coding region runs from base 155 to 1306 and encodes 383 amino acids. Gene Ontology annotation, cellular component: dynactin complex; centrosome; cytoplasm. The transcript has 3 exons. Gene Ontology annotation, biological process: mitotic spindle organization. NCBI's taxonomy places the organism in Eukaryota, Metazoa, Arthropoda, Insecta, Diptera, Culicidae. The record is from RefSeq and is a predicted model, not a curated record.
UCAAUGUUUUCAUCGGUGCACUUUUCAAACAUUUUCACCUGGGUGAUGUCAUCUAUUUUCAAAAAGCCAGAAUAAUUUGUGGAAAAGUCAAUAAUUUGUGAAUUAUUUGUGGUGCAACUGACGAUUUUAUCAAAGUCCCCAGCACAGCAAUACGAUGGCCGAUCCAAAGUUUCAGUUCCUGCCGUACAUCGCCCAUGACCAACCCGACGUGUACGAAAGUGGACCGGACGUGGCGGACGCGGAAACUUCCGAUUUCUACGAGGAGGAAACCAGCAACGAAAGCAUCGAGCGCCUGCACAUCUCGACCAAGGACUCGUACAACAAGUUCAAGGGGAAGUACCUCACGGGGGAUGUCGAUUUCAGCGAUCGGAUCGGGAAGAAGUUUCGCACCGGGUACGAUUCCCGCAGCGGCGAGUGGGACCUGGCCGGCGAAGGGGAAAAGGAGUCUCCGAUUCAAAAGUGUUUACGUUUGCAGUGUGAAAUGAACGAGCUGAUGGAAGAGAUAACCGCUUCCCAGACGGAUGCAAGCAAGACCAAGGAGGAGAAGGCAUCCUACGAGGCGGUAUUCGAUGUUGUGGGUACUGCUAAGAAGGUGCUGGAGAGUUUGAAGCUGGAGCAAGCAAUGGGCAGUGAAGUGGUUCCUGCUGGUGGGUCAGAAGUUGAGGCUAAGAAGUUGUUGGCCAAGGUCGAAGAAUAUAAGAAAACUGGCGGUUCUGAUCCUGCUAGGACCGCUACAGAAUUGGCACAAAGUUCACGAAUUGCCGAAUUGGAACACCGUUUGCACCAACUGGAAAUGUCGGUUGGAGCCAAGCCGGAGAAGAUAAGCCGCCUGGCUGGGUCCGCCGGAGCCAACAACCUUAUCGACGCAGUUCAGUCUAUUUCGGCCAAGGCAGCGCUGCUACAGCCCACCCAGUUGGAUGUGGUCGAGGGAAGACUCGGAAAUCUGGUCAAGACGAUGAACGCCAUCCAGGAGAAGUCAUCCGCUAAUGGACAGGACGCCAACCGGGAGCAGAAGAUUCUCGAGCUGUACGAUAUCGCCAAGACGACUGAACCUAUUGCGCAGAUUCUGCCGGAAAUGUUGCACCGAAUGCAGACCCUGGAGUCGCUGCACAAAUAUGCUACCAACUUUAGCAAACUCUUUGCCGAGCUGGAGACCACUCAGGCCAGCAUUGUGAACGGGAUUGCUGCCAACAAGUCCCUGCUGACCGGCGUCGAGCAGGCCUUCAACUCAAACCUCGAGAAUGUCAACAAGGAGGUAAAGAAGCUGGAUGAACGUAUGGCUGCGCUCCAGCAGAAGAUGAAGUAGGUCGUCGACAUUCCCCAGCGUCAGCGUCGUAUCUAGCGUACUGCACUCUACUAAACUAUGAUUUGCAUAUUUAAGAACACUCAUCAUCCGCUGCUUCCGAUUUGAAACCGGUGGCACGGAAAUUAUAUAUUUAUUUGAAGCUUAUUAACCAAUAAAAAGGGCAUAAAUCAA